GGAUUGGAUUGGAUUGUGGGGAAAACCAACCCCAAGCGACCGAGAAUGCUCCGCGAAGGUGUGUUUUCCAUUCCCACGGGCGAUGUGGCGUAUAUUUUCACUGAGGAAGAGUGAAAGCCCAGCCAAUGCGGCCUGCCUGCCUCUUACUGUAGUUUUCUGCUUUGUCGGGAAUCUUCCUAGUACUGCACUGCACUGUAAUAUCGUGAGAUCCAAUAGACCGGUUCGAGGAAAGGGAUGCAAGCAUGUGUCCGUCCGACGAGUCAAGGUUACAUUCCGCCGUACGAGUGAGCAUGUGAGGGGUUGUUGUACAGAGGAUCAAAUGACAGCUCCGACGACCUGGUACCAGUACCAGAUUGCUUGCUUCAGUUUCAUCCGAACUCUUUGCGGAUUCUUCUAGAUCUAUUAUUGUAAUUGAGUGAGUGCAAUAUCGACCGCGAAGAUCUACAUACCCGUUCUCCACGAA
Mollisia scopiformis is the source of this 463-nucleotide messenger RNA. RefSeq lists its product as uncharacterized. The record is from RefSeq and is a predicted model, not a curated record. The transcript has a single exon. Lineage: Eukaryota; Fungi; Ascomycota; Leotiomycetes; Helotiales; Mollisiaceae. The coding region runs from base 83 to 397 and encodes 104 amino acids.